This is a messenger RNA of Closterium sp. NIES-67, 1821 nucleotides long. The record is from the annotation of a GenBank genome assembly. Lineage: Eukaryota; Viridiplantae; Streptophyta; Zygnematophyceae; Desmidiales; Closteriaceae.
ACAGAGGUGGAGAAUGACGGGGAGAAAGCCUCGGAACCUCCAGAAAAAAUCAAGGAAUAACUUUGAGUUCCAAGACAUUCUUCUCGACGACCUCCCGGACGAGCUGCCGCCAUACCAAACGCACCAACAUGAGAUCGUGGAAGAAUCCGGUUCGAAGCUGACCUUCCGAGCACCAUAUCGUCUCAGCCCCACGGAGCUAGCCGACAGGUUGAAGCAGAUGGAGUAUCUCCUCGCCAAAGGACUUAUCCGACCAUCCACUUCGCCAUACGGUGCCCAAGUACUCUUCACACCGAAACCGGACGGAAGCCUACGCAUGUGCAUUGAUUACCGAGCUCUCAACAAGCAGACCAUAAAAAACAAAUACCCGAUUCCAAGAAUCGAUGACCUGCUUGACCACCUUCGGGGAGCUACGUUUUUUUCCAAACUAGAUCUGCGGUCCAGAUACUGGCAGAUACAGAUGGCAGACAAUUCCAUCCACAAAACUGCCUUCCGAACUUGGUAUGGGUCGUACGAGUAUCUGGUAAUGUCGUUCGGACUCACCAACGCACCGGCAACAUUCCAAGCAGAAAUGAACCACAUACUACGACCACUCUUGGACGAAUGCGUGGUGGUGUACCUGGACGACAUCCUCAUUUUCUCGCACGACAUGCAACAGCACAUCCAACACCUGCGACGCGUCUUCGACAUUCUUCGACGAGAACGGUUCUAUGUCAAAUUAUCCAAGAGCGAGUUCGCCCUCGAGAGUUCACGCUUUGCUAACUAUUACAACUUGUUCGUGCCACAGUACGCGAAAAUUGCAACACCACUCACGAAGCUGCGGAAUAAGAACACGCCUUAUAAGUGGGAACCACAAUAUCAGGAAGCCGUGGAGCAGCUGAAACAAGCACUCACGUACGCGCCUGUACUCAUCUUGCCAGACCCCGAACGCGACUACGUCAUCGAAGCUGACGCUAACGACCAGGCAGUGGGAGAAGUCGUGAUGCAAGACCAAGGGAAUGGACUGCAACCAAUCACCUACACAACCAACCCUUUCCAGGCGCGGAUGAAGAGCCGCAAGCAGAAAAAGGCAGGACUGUUACAACCUCUUCCUAUCCCAGAACAGCCAUGGCAAGUGGUUAGCCUGGAUCUCAUCACCGGGUUACCAGCCACCACUAGUGGUCAUGAUGCAAUCCUCGUCGUCAUCGACAAAUUCUCCAAAACGGGACACUUCAUCCCGACACACACGACAGCACAACUAUUUGUUCGCUACAUCAUCUCCCAACAUGGCAUUCCAACCACACUCAUCUCCGACCGAGACCCCAAGUUCACAAGCAAGUUCUGGAAGGAACUAAUGUCUCUGCUCGGGACCAAACUCGCCAUGUCAUCCGCCUACCCUCCGCAGACAGAUGGACAGACCGAGCGCCUCAUCCAAAUUGCGGGUCAACUCCUCCGCGCCGCAUGCAAAGAUGAAAUCUCUAAAUGGGACUUGCAUCUGCCCGUCCUGGAGUUUGCCUACAACAACGCCACUCAUGCCGCUACUGACAGAUGCCAUUCUUCCUCUGCUACGGAUGCCACCCGCUCACGCCACAAAAACCGACAGCAUCAGCUACACCCUAUCGCGACCCUAACACGUUCUUCACCGGACGCCAACCGCCGCCGCCGCCACCCGUCCUCGUCCACGAUGAACCCGAGUACGAGGUCAAGUCUGUGCUCACACACCGCCGUCUUCGGAAUGGCACCGUGGAGCUUCUCCUCCAUUGGAAAGGGCAUGAUCCUUCUGAGGACACUUGGGUUCCUGAAUCCGAGAUGGGUAACGCUCGUCGUCCUCUUCGCGAAUACCUU